Aphanomyces invadans is the source of this 1919-nucleotide messenger RNA. RefSeq lists its product as hypothetical. Gene Ontology annotation, molecular function: dioxygenase activity. Bases 44 to 1621 code for a protein of 525 amino acids. The transcript has a single exon. NCBI's taxonomy places the organism in Eukaryota, Oomycota, Saprolegniomycetes, Saprolegniales, Verrucalvaceae. The record is from RefSeq and is a predicted model, not a curated record.
CGACGAACCCAGUUGCGUCGAUGCGGCGAAACUUGUCGACGCCAUGGCUCCAGUGAGUGUGCUGCUCGAGUGCCAGGCGCCGUACACGGACUGGAUCCUCCGUGGCCGCAAGACAAUCGAAACGCGGCGAUACCCCUUCCCAAGCCACCUGCUGCACAAGCCGAUCUGGCUGUUGGAAUCACCGAGUGGAGUCGUGGGAUCGUCUUCGCUCCCGUCAGUCGUCGACUUGUCUGCAACACCUCGCGUCCGCGUCGUCGGGCGCAUCGUUGUGUCGGCAUCGUAUGAAUAUACUAGCCGUGCGCAAUGGGAUGCUGACGCCGAAAACCACUGUGUUCCUCCUGAUUCCGGCUAUGCAUGGACCGAGGGCACCGGCCAGUAUUUCGGGUGGACGGUUGCGUCAGCGUCCGCAUUGUCGCACGCCCCAACAAACCUGACGCACAUUUUGCGCAGCUACCGGUCCUUCUUCGUACCAGUCAUUCCUGUGCCAACUGUGGACCUUUCAGAACCAUUUCGCCCCGAUGUCCUUGCUGCCGUGGAGGCUCAAUGUGCAUCCCUCGGCUUCCUUCGCGUGUCGUGGUCGUCCUUCCCCAAAGACGUGGUGCGCAAUGCUCACGAUGCCAUGCGUCGCUUCUUCGACUGCGAUCUCUCUGUCAAGGAAGCUGUCACGUUGCCACUGUCUGCCACGACCUUCAAAGGCACACCGCGGCCGUACAAACCUACGGGCUACCGCGGCGUGCGUACGAUGCACAACGGCGAGGGCCGAGAGACAUGGAGCUGUACUCGACCGGACUACGACCCCGGCCACCCCGAUUUUGCCGAUCCAUAUUAUACCACUUCCGGUUGUCAUGUGUUUGCAACUCCGCCGAUUCCACAGGUGCUGUGGCCAGACGAGGAACAGGUUCCAGGAUUCCGCGCGGCACUGACGGCGUAUUACGCCGCGAUGGAUGCACUGGGCAAGGUCCUAUUUCGAGUGUUUGCCCGCAUCCUUCAACUGCCGGACGACGAAGCUCUCGUCAACUUGGCCCGACGACAUGCGAGCAGCAUGAAUGCAAGUCGACUACACCCGUCCGAAGACAAGCAAGGCGGCGGCGUUGUUCUCAUGCCGCAUGCCGACAUUACGUGCUUUACGAUUCUCAGCCAUGAUGCUGAAGGCGCUGGCGCAGCAUGUCUUGAAGUGCUUCAUCCACUCGCGAACCGUCCGACGGGUGACGACGACGAAGCGCGGGUUGUGUGGGUGGGCAUUGCUCCAGACAACAGCAGCAAAGGUGAUGAAGCCUUCCUUGUCAACGUUGGGCAAAUUCUGGAACGAUGGUCGAAUGGGCGAUUGAAGGCCACGUUGCAUCGAGUGGUGAAGCCUGUGCAUCCAUCGACGGUGGCAACGAAACGUCGGCAAGCGCUGGUGUACUUUCAAGUAGCCGACUACGACGCAGUCUUGACUCCAAUGGUGGAAAGAACUGACGACAACCCGUCGCGAUGGAAACCCGAGCGCAUGGACGCAUUCACAUCGACACGGUUUGGCCCGAUCGCGGACAAGACUCUGGACACUGUCGAUGCAUACGCGGUGUACAACCAAGACGUGAUGGCGCGUGACGCGUUUGUGCGCCUCGCUAGAGAGUCGUAGCAAUACCUUGAACAGAAUCCAAGAUGGCCAUGUCGCCACAGAUACCUGAUGGAGAAAGCGCUGCAUAAACGGAUUCGCUUUGCUGUUCAUGAGAAUGUAUCACCGGAGACCUGUCGAGACGCGUCAAGUCCAUGAAAGAAGGCACCUGGAGACCGUCUCAUGCAGCGAGUUCUGCGUUCAUCACCAAGAUUGCACUCAGAGCGCCGUCACUUUUACACGACGUCCUCGUUUCUUUCCAAGAGCUUGUAUCAUGCGUACUACGCGUCCAUGACCCCUGCUCGGCAUGGCGUCCUCGUCG